UUCUAAGUGAAAGUGAAAGUAUCUAGCUCCCAAUUUCACGAGACUAUACUCAACUGUCGACUGCAAAAAGUAGAAGAAUUAAGAUAACCAGCCAGAUGUGAACGGGUUAUCGUCAGCUUUCCAUACACUGGGUGAGAGACCACACUCCACUGUUGAUUGCAAAAAGUUGAAGAAUUAAGGAGACUGGAGUUAAAGAAACAACGGUGACCAAACACCAUCACACCAUGGAAAACGACACGUACGAUUAUCUUACGUAUCCUGACGAUGACUAUUACCUCCCUGACUCAGAGGAUAUUGCAGUGUCAGUGCUUCUUCUGCUUGGUAUUUGCCUCCCUGCCCUUGGUUGGAUUAUCAUCCUGUCUGUCUUUCGCAAACGCUGGGAAAGAAAACAUGUCACAGCCUUUCUUGUGUCCCUUCUCAUCGCUGACACUCUGCAGCUGAUCGCUUCCCCUUUCAUUGUGGAAACUGUGCUAACCGGGGUUCCCUGUUGGCAUGCUAGUUGGUGGUGCACUACAGUAUACAUACUGUUUUCAGUGUCAAGAUUCUGCGGCCUGCUUUUUCACCUGCUAGUUGCUCUGGACAAGAUCUAUCAAAACUUUUUUUUCAGUUGCAUCGCAUGGUGCUUCGUGUACGUUUUUGCGUGUCCCGUCUACAUUGGCUUUACAAUUUUUGUAAAUGUGUAUCCUAUUAAUGACUUAUAUUUCUAUGGUUGGAAUACUUUCUUUGGCGUGGUUGCUUUGAUCUUAGCAGCUGCAGCAUGUGUGAGAGCCCUCAAACCCGUGCCAACAUUGAACCCAACUAAAGAUAAAUGUCAGAGUUUGAAGGUAUUAGCAGUGGCCAUGUUUACUUUUAUGAUACUCUAUGUUCCUGAGUUCCUCUACUGGAUAAUACAACACCACAGACCUGCUGGGACGGAGUGGUUUAGUUAUGUUGUCCACUAUCUGCCGUGCCUGAGAUCCAUAACUGACUGUGUCCUGUGUUGGUUUGUCUGUGUAGACGGGGAGCGUCCUAGAGAGCAGCAACCGCCAGAUGUAGAACUCAAUUCACCUAUCCUCGAUUCCUCUCAUUCUGUCACCUCGCCUUCUAAAAACACAUUGGAGGAGAAGGACCAUGGAGAGGGACCUCCAAUACGGGAGGAUGCGAGGAAUCAAGGAAAGGUACAUUGAGAUAAAGCUCAGUACUGAGGGCUAAUAAUCAUAUAUAUAUAUUUUUUUAUUUAACUAAGCAAGUCAGUUAAGAACAAAUUCUUAUUUACAAUGACGGCCUACACCGGCCAAACUC
Molecule: messenger RNA, 1281 nt
Organism: Salvelinus namaycush (lake trout)
Lineage: Eukaryota; Metazoa; Chordata; Actinopteri; Salmoniformes; Salmonidae
Exons: 3
Coding region: 225-1166 (313 amino acids)
Source: RefSeq, a predicted model, not a curated record